Messenger RNA from Scleropages formosus (Asian bonytongue), 2089 nucleotides. It is a transcript of the gene poglut3, whose product is annotated as protein O-glucosyltransferase 3. Gene Ontology annotation, cellular component: endomembrane system. The transcript has 8 exons. The record is from RefSeq and is a predicted model, not a curated record. NCBI's taxonomy places the organism in Eukaryota, Metazoa, Chordata, Actinopteri, Osteoglossiformes, Osteoglossidae. The coding region runs from base 229 to 1770 and encodes 513 amino acids. Gene Ontology annotation, molecular function: glucosyltransferase activity; protein binding.
UUUGGAACACAUUUAAUAGAAAUAAAAGUGAACAUUUCGUGGUGGAAAUGGCGUGUUUGUAGUUACGCAGCGAGAAGAAGGUUGCCGGUCUCACGUUUGUGGGGAUUUCUGACAGAGCUAAGAUGGGAACGAGUUCAGUGGGAAAAAGCGAAACUUCGUAUCGUGGCCCCGCCCCCCACACACCCCGGUCGUCACGGCGAUUCCCGGAGGGCUCCUCGUUCCGGCAGGAUGCCGCUGUACGAAUCCGGCUCUACCGAGCCUUCGCUGCUGCUCUCGCUACUCCUGUUCUGGUCCUGCGGCGCCUCCGCGCUCUGUGGCGCCCCCCAGCUGAGUUCCAAGCUCAGCACCGUCUGGGGGCCGGGACUCGACCCCGCCGCCGUGCUGCCUGUGCGCUUCUUUUAUAUCCAGGCGGUGAGCGUCACGGGGGAGAAUCUCACGUGCUCGCCAGGUAAAGAACCAUUCCAGGUGCGGAUCACCUCGCUGUCCCCAGACGAACACGUUCGCAUCCAUGUCCCACAGCCGCUGGACCGUGGCGAUGGCUCUUUCCUCAUGAGGUACCGACUAUACACCAGUGCCACCAAGGGGCUGAAGGUGGAAGUUCUGCACAAGGACCAGCAUGUCAGCAAGUCGCCCUACAUUCUCGAAGGCCCAGUACUCCAUGAGUACUGCGACUGCCCCAAGACCAACAUUUCCAGUUGGCAGAGCGCUAUGGUGUGUCCUUCCCAGGAGCCACAGAUCCUGCAGGACUUUAGCUCCUUCCCCACCAUUGACCUGCAGCACCUCCUGCAGGAGGUGCCACGCCGCUUUGCCCAGCGAGGAGGGCUCAUCCAUUACACUAUUCUGAACAACCAAGUGUACCGCCGAUCCCUGGGCAAGUACACGGAUUUCAAGAUGUUCUCUGACGAGAUGCUGCUCUCUCUGGCCCGGAAGGUGUGGCUACCUGAUGUUGAGCUCUAUAUCAAUGUUGGUGACUGGCCCAUAGAGACACGUGCAGCAGAGGACCGCCCAGUGCCCAUCCUCUCCUGGUGCGGCUCCACAGAAACCCGCGAUAUAGUCCUGCCCACCUAUGACAUUACACACUCCAUGCUCGAGACCCUGAGAGGUGUGACCAAUGACCUGCUGUCAGUCCAAGGGAACACAGGCCCCCUCUGGUGCAACAAGACAGAGCGGGCUUUUUUCCGUGGGCGGGACAGCCGUGAGGAACGCCUCCAGCUUGUGGCCAUGUCUAGGGACAGCCCGGAUCUUCUGGAUGCUGGGAUCACUGGCUUCUUCUUCUUCCGGGACCGAGAGAAGGAUCUUGGCAAGGCACCACUUGUGGGCUUCUUCAACUUCUUCCAGUAUAAGUACCAGGUGAAUGUGGACGGCACCGUGGCGGCAUACCGCUUCCCCUACCUGAUGCUAGGGAACAGCCUGGUGCUGAAACAGGAUUCUCCCUACUAUGAGCACUUCUAUAGCCAGCUGCAUCCAGGUGUGCACUACCUGCCGUUCAGGAGGAACCUCUCAGACCUUCUGGACAAAAUCCGAUGGGCCAAAGAGAACGAUGCUGAGGUGCAAGAGAUUGCCCGCCAGGGGCAGAUGGCAGCCAGAGAACUGUUACAGCCAAAUAAAUUGUACUGUUACUACUACACUGUGCUACAGAUGUACGCUGAGAGGCAGACCAGUCGCCCUACUGUGCAUCCUGACAUGGAGCUCGUUCCCCAGCCCCCUGACCACAGCACCCUCUGCAGUUGCCAGAAGGAAGCAACAGCCUGGGCGAAAGAAGAACUUUGAGCUAACAUGUUAAUAUAUGUGUGUGAUACCCCGCAGUGUCUCUAAACACACCAUUGACCUCAUCAAAGUUUAGACUUGAGCCUCUAGACUCUCUCAGGGCCUUUCACACCCUUGGUACGAGCAGAUCCUCUGGACCAGUUGCAGCUCCCCCGCCACAUCACUCUUGAUUCAGUGCAAGAACAGUUAUCAGACAGCUAUCCCUGAUUUUAAAGGUGCCUUUUUCCCCCUGGCUAACCCACCACUUUUAGUUUAUUCAUUUUUCUGUGUUCUUUAACCAGUUUAAGGUACUGUAUUCGUAUCUAGCUGCAUUGUAUCCUUU